GGAGCGGAAAGUGGGGAAAGCCCGAGAACUUACCGUCCGCCCGCGCCCGCCCGUCCCGCCGGGCGUCGCCGAUUCCCACCGAGAGAUGUCUGAGACUCCUGCUCAGUGCUUUAUCAAGCAGGAGAGAAUUUCGUACACCCCUCCGUCGAGCCCGGUACCAAAUUACACCUCGUCACCACUACAUGUCUCAGUGCCUCGAGCCAUCAGGAUGGAGGAAGACUCGAUCCGACUGCCCGCACACCUGCGUUUGCAGCCCAUUUACUGGAGCAGGGACGAUGUGACACAGUGGCUCAAGUGGGCGGAGACAGAGUUCUCCUUGCGGCCGAUUGAGAGCGGCAGUUUCGAGAUGAAUGGCAAAGCUCUGCUGCUCCUCACCAAAGAGGACUUUCGAUACAGGUCUCCUCAUUCAGGUGAUGUUUUGUAUGAACUCCUUCAGCACAUCGUAAAGCAAAGAAAACCUCGUAUGCUCUUCACACCGUUCUUCCACCCUGGGAACUCCAUCCAUUCUCAGACAGAGGCUGUAUUACACCAGAACCAUGAUGAAGAUAGCUUUGUCCAGAGACCUUCAAGACCAUCCACAGAAACAGUCCACCACAACCCCCCAACCAUUGAACUGUUGCAUCGUUCUAGGUCACCCAUCACCAACAAUCACCGUCCAUCACCAGACCCCGAUCAGCAUCCACUGAAGUCCCCUAUGGACAACAGUAUCCGCCACCUCUCCCCAGCUGACAGGAUGCCAGGAACAAGGUAUCAGCAAGAGAACAACCACCAGGAGUCCUAUCCUCUCUCAGUGUCCCCCAUAGAAAACAACCACUGCCCACCUCCUCCUGAGGUGCUUCAGAAGCCCUCCAGCCCUCGCCAGGAGAACACCAGGGUUAUCCAGCUGAUGCCCAGCCCCAUCAUGCAUCCCUUGAUACUGAACCCCAGGCACUCCGAUUUCAAGCCACCAAGGUUUUCUGAGGAUGGGCUGCACAGGGAUGUGAAGCCAAUCAACCUGUCCCACCGAGAAGAGUUAGCCUAUAUGAACCACAUCAUGGUGUCUGUAUCUUCUCCUGAGGACCACACCAUGCCAAUUGGAAGAAUAGCAGACUGCAGGUUGCUCUGGGACUAUGUUUAUCAGCUGCUUUCUGACAGCCGGUACGAGAACUUCAUCCGAUGGGAAGACAAGGAAUCCAAGAUCUUUCGGAUAGUGGAUCCCAAUGGGCUGGCCCGGCUGUGGGGAAACCACAAGAACAGAACAAAUAUGACUUAUGAGAAAAUGUCCAGAGCCCUACGCCACUACUACAAACUAAAUAUCAUCCGGAAGGAGCCAGGACAAAGGCUUUUGUUCAGGUUCAUGAAGACCCCAGAUGAGAUCAUGAGUGGCCGAACGGACCGCCUCGAGCACCUUGAAUCCCAGGAACUGGAUGAACAAAUAUACCAAGAAGAUGAGUGCUGAAGGGGGCCAUGGCAUGGCUGGCACAGUUUGGGUGGGGACGCAACGACACAGAAGCAGUACUUGGGGUCGCCGCUUAGCUUGAAGACCACGCAGGACCUGAAGCACCUUAACAAACUAACAGGCAGAAGUGGUGCUGGCAGAAAAGUAAAGGGGAGAAAGCCUGGACUUAUGCACUACUUCACUGUUCCUACAAAGUCUCCCUUGAAUUCCUUCUUUCUUUUUGGUUUGUUUCAGUUUUGGGGUUUUUUUUUUGAUGUUUUGGGUUUGGUUUUUUUUCCCCUAAUAAACAUGCAGUUUGACUUUCCCUAUCUCAUAUAGGACAAGACAUCACAUUAUGCUUCUUGGGGGUGGGAGUAGGGAGGUUUGAAAAGCUUUCCUAUGGAAACAGAGCACUUAUUUUCUGUGCAAGUCUCAUGACAUAACACUGCAUAAAACAAUGGCAUCACAGAAGGGAUUUGCUCAAGGGUUCCAGUUUGCUCGGCUCAACUUACAUCUGCUGCCACUGGGAAAUGUGUUAAAGUAACCAAAGCGAUUCUCCACACGUAUCUGUCAAGUGAAGAGGAGUCACCCUGCAUGCGUGGGCUGCACAGCGACUCCUGCCAGUGGCUAUUAACUGCUGGAUCAUGGACCAAAACAGAUCACCUAAGUGCUCCAGGGAGGAGAAAAAUAAAUGUGACAAACCUCUGCAAUAGACUGAUGUUGAUGGUUUCCCUCUCUAGCAAGCAAGUGAAAGAGUGGAGUGGGGUGGCAGUCAGGAGGGGGAAAAUACACAUAUAGCUAUGUGUGUGUAUAUAUGACAAAGGUUCAUAUAUUUAUAUCUGUGUAACCCCCACAGUGCAGAAUUCCAGCUCAAAGGGUACUGUAAAAAAAUCAAAGGCUGAAGCAUCUGUAAUUACAAAAGGAAGGAGUGCUUGAUAGCAAUUUUGAGGUGGAAGGUGAAGGACUGUUCCUUACCCUGUAGGGAGAAAGCAAAGGGAUCCAUCACAUGGUUUGCAUUGCUCAGUGGCCUCUCCAGGAUCAUUUGUGCUGCUGGAGAGGUAGGUGAUUCACCAAUCUGAAAGCUGAUGGUUAAAAACUAGAGACCAAAUAGCUAUACUUGUAAUGGGUUUGGGCUUUGUUUUGGGGAUUUGCUAUUUUGGCUUUUUUUAAUGCUUCCUCCUAUCUUCCCCACGCCACAGGUCUGCCAUCAAGGGAGCUUCUCUCAGUUUGAAUGUGAUUCAAAAGACAAAGACAAAAAAGAAACCCUACAGCCAUGGUGCUUUCUUGGGGUUUGGGUUUGUUCUGGUUGCAAGGUGCCUCUUUUUGCACACCCCUAGUCUGAUCUGCUGCACUGUAUAAGGCAAAGAGCUACACCUACUUUGGUCACUGGAAGCUCGACUGUCCUUGAUGCCAAAUAGAAGAGCAACUGCUGGCUCUUGUUAUUGCACAUUGCUUGGACCACCAUGGCAGGCAAGUCUGUAGUGUCUUGUGAUACAUCAGCAGAGGCUCUUUGAAGGGAAGGAAGAUCUGGCAGCAGAAAUGAUGCUUGUUAACAGAGAAGGUGCGUAAAGAAACGACGCAGGAAUCCCGUGGUGGCUGGAGGAAAGUGCACAAAUGCUAGUUCAUUAAAAGAGAACCUUGGGAACUUUAAUACUAGAAAUGGGGAAAAAACAACAGGCCAGUCUAAUCCCUUUCAACCAAAACCCAAGGUCCACUCCCACCACAGAGCCUUCACCAGCUGUUAAAGACACACAACAUUGGUCUUACCCCAUGUUUAACAAGAAGGUUCAUCUAUCCAGAAAAUAUGGUACUUGGAAAUGCAUAGUGAUGUCUGAGCUUAAACAGAGUUAGUCUGGUCUACAGAAGGCUUUGUAGGGAGUCACAGGUCAUAGAAGGACCAGUUUGGUUAAGGGUGUAGGCAUCUUCCAAAGAGGAGAGAUUUUCCAAAGCCAGUACCUGGUGAGGAACUUUUCCCAGCUACAGAUUGUUUAGUAACUCACUAUGUUAUAAGUGCCAGCACACUGCAUACUUGCCUUUUUCCGCCUCAAAACAAGCUAGGGGAGUGUGUAUCAGAGCAAACCUGCAACCUGGCAUCUGUCUCUGCUGUGACUAAAGUCCUUGGAGCUCAGGAGAGAUGAGAUGGGCAGACACGGGGAGACACUGAGAGACUUAAGCGGUUACAGAGCUGAAACCAAAGGUCUCUUGAAGCCAAAGGGCCAAGGAAUUACUCUGCUUUGUCACACUGCUCAAGGGCAUCCAAGCUGUGGCUAUGUCUCAGGAGCGGGGGUGAAGCGGUGACUAUGAAUGAUAGAUGAAGAGUGAUCAGAAGAAUCAAUGUAAAGAAUGCUUCUUACUGGUUCCUUGUGUUUCUUAGGGUGCCCAAGUGGCAGAAGGUGUUUACAAAUACUUAAAGGGUGGGCAUCAGGAGGACAGGCCCAGUAUUUUCUCAGUGGUGCCCAAGAACAGGGCAGGGGCUAAUGGUCACAAACUCUAAUGCAAGAAGUUCCAUCUAAACAUGAGGAAAUUCUUUACUUUGAGGGUGCUGGAGCACUAGGACAGGCUGCCCAGAGAGGUUGUGGAAUUCCCAUAUCUGGAGUCAUUAAAAAAUCUACCUGGAUGCCAUCCUGUGUAACUUCCUUUAUGUGACCAUGCUCUGGCAGGGGUGGGGCUGGACUGGAGAAUCUCCAGAGGUCCUUUCCAACCCCUAACUUUCUGUGAAAGAAACAAAGUUUAUACAGAGAAAAACUGAUACUCUUGACUGUCCAGGCUGUGACAACUGCAUAACUCUGCUAUUUUCUUUUGCCUGCUACAGCUACUGUGUGAGCUAAGGAGAAAAUAGGAUGAUGGGGCCCUUCUAUAUAAAAAAUGCUCUGAUGAGCCACAGGGGUUUUGUCACAGCUAAGGUGCACACUGCAAAAUACAUGGAACAAAAGACAAUCCACCAGUGCUGUCCCAUGGUGAAAUUUUGUACAGGAAAUGUUCACCUUUACCAAAAACUGCAAUCACUUUCACCUGCAAAAUCUAAACCAAAUGGAAAAUAUACUUGGUGGCUGUUAGAAACUUCCAGUUCACAGGUAAAAGACAUCUUAAGACCACUUCACCAUCACAACCACAGAGAAUUUUUCUCAAGGCUGAUGAUAGAAUGAAAACAGCCUUUGAAGUUGGAACAGGUCAAUCCCACAGAGAUACUUCCUGGCUGAUGCUGUCCCCUGCCAGGCCUGUGUGGUGCAAGCAGGGGCUUAAGACCUGUUGUGGGAGCUGCAGGAUCUGAACUGCCUGUUUGGUCUUGGAAGGACGUUUACUAGGUAUGACUAAAGAACCAUGAAACCAGGCUAGAGCAGCUGCAGCAGGCAGAUUCCCAUCUACCUCACAUCCAACUGGCAGAUAUGUGGAGCACACAUCAUUAACACAGCAAGCUCCAGGACUGCUUGGUGAUCUGGCUGGGCUAGUGAAGGUGAUGCUGCCCUUCCACUGGCCCUAAGCCGCACCUUCCUGCCCCCGGUCCUGCAUUCCCAGGGUAGAAGUUCCCAGCACCAAACCAUCCAGACUUUCUGCCUUUGCCAUCAAAGCACUCCACAAAGGAGUGGCAUCCAUGGAGACGUGCAAAAAGACAUCUGGACACAAUCCUAGGCAUCUGGCUUAAGGAGGAGGGAUGAGGGGUUGGAUCAGAUGUAUUCUAGGUCCCUUCCAGCCUCAACACCCAACAAAAGAUCUUCAAACUGUAUGGUUGAGUAGGACCUUCAUUACUGUCAACUUGCUGCAAGUCUGAACAAGCCACAAGCUGGUCAGGCAAGACAUGCUGCAGUUCCACAGCAGAAUGGUUUUUUGACAUAAGGCUGAAACCUUUCAACUGCCUCUUCAUCCAAAGAACACUACAGGGGGGCCCUUUUCAUCACCAUUAAGUUGCUGCCACCCUCCCCAGACUUCAAACUCCACACAUGCAUUCUCCAGAUCUCUGUUAGACUGCAACUGUGUGCAACUCCAGAACGCUUCAGUUUGAGGUCUUUUUUUUUUCCUGUUUAAUAAAAUUCCAGUUUGUUUUUAUUGAUGAUGGCUUUUUGGUUUUUUAAGGUGUGGGGCUAAGAGACUGAAUCAAAUGAAUGUAACAAAACAAAAACAAAGCCUAUUCUCAGGGCCAGUGAGUUGCAAAUAAUUUUUUUAAUGCUUGUAAUUACAUCAUCUCAAUAAAAAGACAAUUAAUAUAAAA
Molecule: messenger RNA, 5624 nt
Organism: Pogoniulus pusillus (Red-fronted tinkerbird)
Lineage: Eukaryota; Metazoa; Chordata; Aves; Piciformes; Lybiidae
Gene: ETV6
Product: ETS variant transcription factor 6
Exons: 8
Coding region: 86-1438 (450 amino acids)
Biological process (GO): regulation of transcription by RNA polymerase II; cell differentiation
Cellular component (GO): nucleus
Molecular function (GO): sequence-specific DNA binding; DNA-binding transcription factor activity, RNA polymerase II-specific
Source: RefSeq, a predicted model, not a curated record